CCUAUUACACCUGCAAGUAAAACUAAUGUGCUUAUCACGGCGCCUGUAAACGGCGCGCCGCCUUGAUUGCAUUUGCAACUUGGACCGUCGCGGCAACGACACAUAACCAGGAUGAGCGAGUCAAUAGAACAGUUACGGUCACGGUUAGAGGCCCUUUCAACAUGUGUGGUGACAGCGGACCUGAAUGACCGUGCCAAGGUGGUGGAGGUGGCGCUGGGCGCCCAGCCAUCCCCACAGUUCCUGUCGGACCUGUUUGACGUGGGCGUGGCCAGCGUCUCGGCGGCGGUGGCGGCAAAGGCAGCAGAGGCUUCUGAGUCUACUGCGGAUGAGGCCGACGCCCGUGCCGGCAGCGGGCCCGCGCAGCAGCUGGUGGCCAUGUGUGUUGCCGCCUCACUACGUUACCUGCCGGGGCAAGCAGACCCGCGAGUGCUGCAGCAGUUCCUGGACUCGCUGCUGCUGCCCGCGCUGGCCGCCGCCGCCGCCGCGCUGCCCGACCGCGCCUGCCGCGUGCAGGCCUGCAGCAGCCUGGCCUCACUGCUGGCGGCCGGCGGCCACUGGCCGCAGCUGCGGCAGCUGGUGGGCAGCUGCGGGGCCGCGCUGGCGGCGGCGGGUGGCGGCGGCGGAGCAGGAGGCGAUGCGGGUGUGGGUGCGGGAGGGGCGGCGGCGGCGGCGGGUGUGCGGCUGCCGCUGCCGGUGGCGUGCACGCUGCUGACGGCGGUGGUGCACAGCCUGCGGGAGGUGGUGGCGGCGGGCUCCCAGGACGGCGCCAGCAGCACCGCCGCCGCCGGCGAUCGCGCCGCGGCCGCCCGGCAGCUGCUGGGGUCCGAGGCGCUGCCGCUGCUGCGGCGCUGCCUGCGGCCGCUGCUGGGGAGCCACGUGGCGGGGGUGCGGCAGGCGGGGCUCAAGGCCGUGGUGCCGGCGGCGCUGGUCUGUGCGCACACCUGCGGCGGCGCCGAGCUGGCCGGCCUGGCGGGUGACGUGUGGCGCCUGGCGCUGGAGCUGCUGGCGGGAGGACAGGCGGCGGCGGACAGCGCGGCAGGGGCAGCGGCGGCAGGAGCGGCAGCGGCGUCGGACAGCUCUGCUGGUGGUGGUGGUGCUGCUGCUGCUGGAGCUACUGCUGCUGCUGCCGCCGCCUCGUGCAGCACGGGGCAGCGCACGGCUCUGUCGCUGCUGGUGUCGUGCUGCGGGCUGCUGCAGGACCCGGCGGCGGGGGUGGACGUGGCGGGCUGCGGCCGCUUCUGGGAGCUGCUGCGGACGUGCCUGUCGCUGCCGGCUGACGCGGACGGCCUGGAGCGCAAGCGCGCGCUGCUGCUGCUGCAGCGCCUGGCGCCGGCGGGGCAGGCGGCGGCGCCGGGGUGGUGCGUGUGGGGGGUGCUGUACGACAUCCUGGACGAGUUCCCCAUACACCUGGUGGCGCCCGUGUGGGGGAAGAUCGACCAGCUGCACGCCCCCGCGCCCGAGUACGUGACUGAGGCUGUGGUGCCCAAGAACUACAUCCCAAAGAAGAAGGAGCUCAAGAGCCGCAAGGCAGUGGCGGCGGCGGAGGGCAGCAAGGGCGAGGGGCAGGAGGAGGAGGGAGAGGGCGAGGCGGCGGCGCCCGCUGCGGCGGCGGGUGCCGAGGCAGCGGCGGCGGGAGGGAGCUGGGCUGUGCCUGCGGAGUGGCAGUCCGUGUUAUGGUCGCGUGCGCUGCAGCACGGCAACCUGCAGGUCCAGCGGCUGGCCAUGCGUACGCUGCUGCAGCGCGACUGGUCGGGGCGGCGGGACCUGCUGAGGGGGCUGCCGGCCGCGUUUGUGUGUGGCGUGCUGCUGCCGGCGCUGGCACGGGACCUGCACUACCGCGGCGGCGCGGCGGAGGUGGACGUGGUGGACGUGCAGGCGGCGGCCUCCAAGCUGCUGCGCGCCUGGUUCGCCGCGGCGCCGCUGCCAGCCCGGCUGGAGGCGCUGGCGGCGGUGCGCGGCCUGGUGGCGCCGGGCUGCGGCGAGGUGUCGCGGCUGGGGCUGCAGCAGGUCAUGCGCUGCCUAGCCAUGGGGGCGCUGGGGGCCGCCGAGGACGGCCAACUGCUCGCCGCCAUCACACCCGGGGCAGCCGCCGCCGCCGCCUCUACCUCCGCCUCUGCCGCCUGGUCCGCCUCCACCUCCGCCGCCUCCUUCCCCGGCGCGCUGCUGGGCUCGCUGCGCGCGGUGGUGGGCUACAUGUCCAACUUCACAGGCAUGAGCUACAAGCGCAGCGUGUGGGGCUCGUGCCUGCUGCUGGCGGCGGCGGCGGCGCCGGUGUCGGCGGCGGGCCUGGUGCCGGCGCUGCGGCUGCUGGCGGAGCUGCCGCCCGCCAGCCUGGAGCCGGGGGGCGAGAUGCGCGAGGCGGCACGGUCUUACCUGCUGGGCCGGCCCCCCGCAUACAUCGAGGCGCUGCUCGCCGGCACCGCAGCCGGCGGCGGCGGCGGCGGCAUUAGCAGCGCCAGCCCCGCCGCCCUCCUGUCGCCCGCCGAGGCGGCGACCAUCACCGACCUGCUCCGCGGCCUCCUCGACGACUACGCCACCGCCCCCCCUGCUACAGCCACCCCUUCAGCAGCUGCUGCUGCGCCAGCUGCUGGUGUUGCUACAGCCGGUGCCGCUGCUACAGCCGGUGCUGCUGCUGCUGCGGGCGCCGUGGCGCGGCUCCUGGUGCUUUUCAGUGACGAGGCGGCGGCGGCGGCGGCGGUGUGCGGGCGGCUGCGGCGAGCGCUGGUGGGCUGCUACGGCCGGCCGUACGCGGCGGCGUCGGAGCUGGACGGCGCACUGGGGCUGCUGCGGGAGCUGCUGCAAGCCACACCGCCACUGCCGCUGCCUGCUGCGGCGGGCUCGGCCUCGCCCGCUCCCUCGCCACCGCCGCCGCCGCCGCCGCUCCAGCUGGCGCUGCUGGCGCUGCUGUGUGACUGCUGUGACGACCUGUGCUCCGUCGCCAGCCACGCCGCAGACGCCUUCCUGCAGCCCGAGCCCCAGCAGCCGCAGCCCUCCACAACCCCCACAACAGCAGCCGCUGCAGCCGCGUCGUCAGCGGCGCUGGCGCGCGCGGACGCUGCCUGGGCCUGUGUGGCUCUGGGCCUGAGCCGCGCGGCGCGGAGCCCGGACCCGGCGCUGGUGCCGGCGGUACGCAAGCUGGCGGGGGCGGCGCUGGCGCUGCUGACGCAGCUGUGCGCCGCGCCGCUGCCGGCGAGCCGCCCCGGUGCCGUCGUGGCGGGACUGCGGGCAGCCACCGCCGCCGCCAACGCGCUCCGCGCCGCCGCCGCCUGCUCCCCCGCUGUGGCCGCCGCCGCCGCGGAGCGGCUGGACAGCAGCGCCCUGGCGGCGGCCGCCGUGCGCGAUGCGGAUGCCGCCGCCGCCGCCAUCACCGCCGCCGCGGCCGCCGCCGCCGACAUGGACGUGUCCGCCGCCGCCGGCGAGUUGCUCGCCGCCAAGUGGCCGCUGGUCGACGCCGCCACCGCCUGCGCCGCCGAGCUCCUUCCCUCGCCGGCGUCGUCAUCGUCGGUGGCGGCGGCGGCGGCUGGCACUGCUGCUGCUGACGCUGACGCGGCGGUGGCGGUGGCGGGCGGGCUGCGGCUGCGGCGCGAGGUGCUGUGUGUGGUCCUGUCGCAGUCGGUUGCGGCGCUGUCGGAGUACCCGGAGGGCCAGGUGCUGCCGCUGCUGCGCUGCCUGCGCCGCUGCUGGGGCGCGGUGGCGGCGGCGGGGCCCGAGCUGCAGGAGGCGGCGGCGCGCGCCAUGGGCUGUGAGGAGGAGGCACGUGAGGGCGGCUCGGCGCUGCAGGCAGUGUGCUGGGGCGUGGUGCGCGCGCUGUGGAACGCGCUGUGUGCCACCCCCCGCCGCACCGGGCCGCUGUGUGCCGCCUUCGUCAACACAGCCCUCAUGCCGAGGCUGUUCGUGCAGCAGCCCGACGCGGUGCUGCAGGCGCUGCACGGCCCGCACGGCCCCUGCCGCUGGCUGCUGUCGCGGCUGCUGGAGUGGGGCGGCACCAGCAGCCGCUUCCUGCUGCUGCUGGCCUGCCAGCUGGGCAGCUACAUGGUGCUACAGCCGGCGCUGGCGGGCUGCUACUGCCGGGAGGUGCAGGCGCUGCUGCUGUGGGGCAGCCGCAAGGGAGCCGCCUAUGACCCCGACAUGGGCGGCAGUAGCACCGAGGCCACGGAGGCGGAGGAGCUGGCGGCAGUAGCAGCGCCCGCCGACCCGGCCCUGGUGGGCGGCGCCGCCAUCGCCUCCGAGGUGGCGCCCCGCGUGGCGCUGCUGUGCUGCCUGCACCAGAUGGCAGUAGCAGCGCGCUGCGUCUGGCCGCCGCCCGCCGCCGGCGCGGCGGCGGCUACUGCCGCGGAGGCGGCCGCCGCCGGCGUGAGCGCCGCCGGCGGCGCCGCGGCGCCGGCUGCGCCGGCGGAGGGAUCUGGGUCGGAGGCGGUGGCGGCGGCGGCGGCGCCCAAGCGGCCGGUGAUUGUAUUCGGGGAGUCGCCGAUGUGGGGGGAGGAGGCGGGCGGGUCCAAGCCGUCGCAGCUGAGCCAGGUGUCCACGAGCGCCUCUGCAGCCGCCUCUGCAGCUGCCUCUGCAGCCAUUUCUGCAGCCACCGCAGCUGUCGGCAACGGCAACAGCAACAGCAACGCAUCAGCAUCAGCAGCAGCCGCCGGGCCGGAGGCGGAGAAGGAGGAGGACGUGGGUGACUACGGUGCGCCGCCGCCUCCGGAUCCAGGCCACCCGGCUCUGGCUGCUGGGCGGCAGCUGUGGCGGCAGCUGCUGGGGGUGGCGCUGAGCGACCCGCAACUGUCCACGGACAAGGUCCGCAACGGCAGCGAGCUGCACAGGCAGAAGGUGCGGCUGUGGCAGUCGCUGGUGGUGCUGACCAGCUUCGUGCCGCGGGAGGAGGGCGGCGCGGCGGUGGACGCAGUGCUGCUGCAGCUGAACGGCAACAACCCCCCCACCGUGAAGCAGUACAUGGAGGCGGUGGUGGCGGCGCUGGUGAUGCGCGACCCCGCCCUGCUGCACAGCCGCCUGCUGCCGCUGGUGGCCCGGUACACGCGCCACGCAGCCGGGCUGGGCAGCUUCAUCCUCAUUGCCGCGCAGGUGCUGCUGCACUCCCCGGCGCCCGUGCAGCGGUCGUGUCUGCGGCCGCUGCUGCUGGCGCUGAGCCCCUGGCUCAUGUGCCACGGCCACGCGGUGCGCACCUACGCGCAGCUGGUGCUGUGGGCGCUGCUGGCCCGCUUCCCGCCCGAGGCCCCCAUGUGGGCACACUGCAUAGGCGACCUGGCCUAUCUGCGCCAGACCAUCGCCUUCAUGAGCACCAACACAGACCUGGUGCGGCUCAGGAGGAACAUCGGCGACCCCAUUUUGGAGUGGAGUCCGGCCGGCCUGGCGCACCCGGCCCGCGUGUUCGCGUCGGGACCCAUGGGCGUGUGCCUGGCGGGCUCGCCGCACGAGCUGGCCACCUUCGAGGGCGCCCCCGCCACCCUGGUGGACCGAGUGCAGGCGUUCCUGGUGUGGGAGCGGCACCGGCUGCGUGACGAGUUGUCGGAGCGCGAGGUGGAGCGCCUGUACGCAUCGCAGGACCCCUCGGCCUUCGCCGGCGUGAUGGACGCCGCCGCCUCGUCGUCGUCCUCCGGAGGCGGCAAGAAGCAGCAGCAGCAGCAGCAGGGCGGGACCGCCGCUGCUACAGCCGGCGGCGGCGGCAUUGGUGACUUCCAGCGGAAGAUAACGCCCGAGGCCUUGUUGGCGGAGCUGGGGGUGGCGGCGGCGGGCGCCGGCGGGGCGGCGGACGUUGAGGGAGCGGGCGGUGGCGGUGGCGGCGGCGGGCUGGCGAGCCUGCUGCUGUUGGAGGGCGAGGACGAAGCCGGCGACUGGAAGGCCGCCUCAGCCUCGGCCUCGCGGCGUCACGACAUACUGUUGGUUGCUUCCCUCAUCGACAAGGUCCCCAACCUGGCCGGCCUGGCCCGCACGUGCGAGGUGCUGGGUGCGGGGCGGCUGGUGCUGGCGGACCGCGCCGUAGCCAAGGACCCGCUGUUCACUAGCAUCAGCGUCACAGCCGAGCAGUGGCUGCCCAUGGAGGAGGUCAAGCCGGCGGCGCUGCUGGCGUGGCUGGAGCGCAAGGCGGCCGAGGGCUACACGCUGGUGGGCCUGGAGCAGACGGCCGAGAGCGUGCGGCUGCCCGACUACGUGUGGCCGGAGCGGGUGGUGCUGGUGCUGGGCCGGGAGAAGGAGGGCAUCCCGCCAGAGGUGUUGUCGCUGCUGGACGCGGCCCUGGAGAUCCCGCAGCGUGGCAUCAUUCGCUCCCUCAACGUGCACGUCACCGGCGCCAUUGCGCUGUACGACUAUGUGCGGAAGCAGCAGCAGCCGGCGCCGCCCGGGGCCGUGGUUGGGGCGGCGGCUGGGGCGGCGGCCGGGGCUGGGAAGUAGUGCAGUGUAGUAACGACUGGAGUGUGCAUAAUGCGCGCGUGUGAUUGGCGAUCAGAAAUGGAUGAUGAAGUAGUGAGGAAGCCGGUAGUCUUUAUGUGGGGGUGCGGCGGCUGUGGAAGCUGCUGCGUCAUGGAGAGGGGAAUGCACAUGGCGGGCAGGGCGGGCGGGCGGGCGGAGGCUCGUUCUUGUCUAGGGGUGACGAGCCAAUUGCUGAAGCCGCAACUAGUGUGGACAAGUGACAGCGAGCGAGCUUUCCUGGGCAAGGCUGAAACCUUGCUUGGACGGCGGGUGAGAUGGCGGAAACUGUGGGGAUCAUGUAGGUGUGAGUGUUCAGAUGGCUGUGGCCUGUCGACUCGCUCAAAUUUAUCGUUCAAGAGGUCGCCUCACGAGGUUGCCUGGCUGGCCGUAGCACUUUUGCAAUAUCUUGCAGGUUCGCAGUCGUAGCACCCGUGUUGCCGGCGAUGCCGGCUGAAGAAAGUGUGAUUCCCGCCGGUUCCCAGAUUUGGGAGGGACGAGGGGAGGCCGCUUCGGCGGCCGAUAGUCCCAUACACCCCGCGAACUGACACCAAGUGUCGCCAACGCAUUGGGCGAAGGCGGUCCCGUGUGACCGCUCCGUGCGGGUGGGGCGCAGCGCCUGGACUGCGGGGGGAGCCCGAGGGUUCCGCUAGCCCCAAGACCAGGAGAACCUAUAAAGGCCGCGGAUGCUGUACCGGACAUUGUAGCAGCAGGAAACGCCAUAAAAGGACUUGAUGACGAGCUGGGGCUUUCCUAUGGGUAUGGGGGACUUGCGCGCUGUCACGCCUUCCUCCCACACACAUCCACACCUCACACAAUCACACCCGGUCCCUGGUUAUGUUGCGCCGCGUGGCGACGGGGAUUCAAGGGAACAGCAGGGGCUCGGGACGCAUGGCAACCAACAACUCCUAUCCUGGUCAGGGGCGUCUUUGACGUUGACGCUCUGUAGCAGUAGAUGAGAUCCGGGUUGUGGCCAGGCGUGAAUGCACGUGUGAGCCUGCUGUGGGGUCCCGCGUGCCGGAAUGAAUGUGCGCACAUGAUGUCGAAAGCCGGAAGUGC
This is a messenger RNA of Chlamydomonas reinhardtii, 7473 nucleotides long. RefSeq lists its product as uncharacterized. The record is from RefSeq and is a predicted model, not a curated record. Gene Ontology annotation, biological process: tRNA methylation. Gene Ontology annotation, molecular function: RNA binding; tRNA (guanine) methyltransferase activity. Lineage: Eukaryota; Viridiplantae; Chlorophyta; Chlorophyceae; Chlamydomonadales; Chlamydomonadaceae. The transcript has 31 exons. Bases 112 to 6399 code for a protein of 2095 amino acids.